UCUACUUUUGAUAUCAACAAGCUUAAAUAGCUAGAACAACAAACCGAGAGAGAGAUGGCUGCAGCAUCACCAGUGGCUAAAAUCGAACCACGGCCUUAUAAUUGCAAUCUCAUUACAAUUCUGAGCAUUGAUGGCGGAGGAGUCAGAGGGAUAAUUCCUGGCAUCAUUCUUAGCUUCCUUGAAGCACAACUUCAGGAAUUGGACGGGAAGGAUGCGAGAAUCGCCGAUUACUUCGAUGUGGUGGCAGGAACAAGCACGGGUGGUCUGGUGACGGCUAUGCUUACCGCUCCCGGCCGGAACAACCGACCCCUCUUCUCAGCCAAGGAUAUUGUUCCCUUCUAUCUCGAACACUGCCCCAAGAUCUUCCCUCAGUCCAGAGGCCUAUGGGGUAAGAUGAAGAAGCUGGUUGGUGCCAUCGCCGGACCUAAAUAUGACGGCAAAUAUCUGCGUCAGCUCGUCAAAGACAAGCUUGGAGACACCAAAUUGCACCAAACUGUGACUAAUGUGGUCAUCCCUGCCUUCGACAUCAAAUUUCUUCAGCCCACCAUCUUCUCUUCGUUUCAGCUGGCAAAGGACAUCAGUUUGAAUGCUCCCCUGCAUGACAUAUGCAUCAGUACGUCUGCUGCCCCAACGUACCUUCCUGCACACCAAUUUGAAACCACAGAUGAAAAUGGAAAGACGCUGAGGAGGUUCGACCUUGUUGAUGGAGGCGUGGCUGCAAAUAAUCCAACGUUGGUGGCAGUGAGUGAAGUUUGUCGCGAAAUCUUCCGCCGAAAUCCGAAUUUCUUCCCAGUUAAACCUAUGGACUACGGAAGGUUUCUGGUCAUCUCUCUUGGAACAGGAACGGCAAAGAUUGAACAUAGAUACAGUGCUAAAGCAGCUGCAAAAUGGGGUUUAUGGGGAUGGCUUUUGAACGAUGGAAGCAGCCCUUUGAUCGAUACGUUCACUCAUUCGAGUGGAGACAUGGUCGAUUUCCAUCUCUCCGUCGUCUUCCAAGCACUUAACUCUGAACAACAGUAUUUGCGGAUCCAGGAUGACAGUUUAAGCGGUAACACGUCUUCGGUUGACAUAUCGACGAAGAAAAAUCUAGCGAACUUGGUGAAGGCUGGUGAAGCUCUGUUGGAAACACCAGUUUCACGUGUGAACUUGGGGACAGGUGAGUUUAAACCCACAGAGAAUGAAGGCACCAACAAAGGUGCACUUAUCAGGUUUGCAAAGCUGCUGUCCGAAGAAAGGAAACUCCGGCAACUGAGGGCAGCAACCGCCAUUGCCUGCAGCGUCUCAUUCAUACCUUCUCCAUUGCGCGGGGGCUUUGCUGCCAUCUGCGGCUGGGUUGCCAUUAAUGAAGGCAUUGAAGGUUAUGAUGAGGAGUUUGGACUCACACAUCAUAUAUCAUGGCAUGCUUCUGUAUCACGUGUAUGGACGUUGUUGCAUACAUUCUGGAGAACUGAGCAGCAGUACAACAACAUCACGAUGACACAGCAGUUAUUAGUGAUCAACUGA
Messenger RNA from Nymphaea colorata (pocket water lily), 1503 nucleotides. Its product is annotated as patatin-like protein 2. Gene Ontology annotation, molecular function: glycerophospholipase activity; monoacylglycerol lipase activity. The transcript has 8 exons. Bases 55 to 1503 code for a protein of 482 amino acids. Lineage: Eukaryota; Viridiplantae; Streptophyta; Magnoliopsida; Nymphaeales; Nymphaeaceae. Gene Ontology annotation, biological process: lipid metabolic process. The record is from RefSeq and is a predicted model, not a curated record.